This is a messenger RNA of Amaranthus tricolor (Joseph's coat), 3549 nucleotides long. Its product is annotated as extra-large guanine nucleotide-binding protein 1-like. The record is from RefSeq and is a predicted model, not a curated record. Bases 312 to 3257 code for a protein of 981 amino acids. Lineage: Eukaryota; Viridiplantae; Streptophyta; Magnoliopsida; Caryophyllales; Amaranthaceae. Gene Ontology annotation, biological process: adenylate cyclase-modulating G protein-coupled receptor signaling pathway. Gene Ontology annotation, molecular function: GTPase activity; G protein-coupled receptor binding; G-protein beta/gamma-subunit complex binding. The transcript is spliced from 9 exons. Gene Ontology annotation, cellular component: heterotrimeric G-protein complex.
AAAUGCUGUCUUUUUCAUCCUUUUCUUUUUGGGUUUUCCCAAACACAUUUCUCUCUUCUCCACCCCACACAAUACACAACACUUUAAACUAUACUCUUCAGACACCCUCUUUGGGUUUCUCGAUACCUGUCUUUCUUUCUCUCUCUAAGUCUUCAGGCAAACCCUUUUGUUUUUCUACACUGCAGUAGCUUAUUCUUGAGUUUAUGCUUAUAAAGUUCAAUUCUUGAAGGAAUUUGUUAAUGGGUAUGUUUGGUUUGUGCUUUAAUUGUGGAAUUACGUGGUGGGUAUGAAAAUUAGUUAGGGUUUUGUAUAUGGUUUUUACAUUUAGGGAAAUGUUGCCUGAAGUGGUUAUUAGUCCUGUUAUGGGGGUUGAAGAUGUGGAAUAUGGUUUUGCCAUGGAAUAUAAUGGUCCUCCUGUGAGCUUUGAUAUUCCUAGGGCUGUUCCUAUCAAUGUUGAGACUAUACCCCUUGCUUCUGUUGUAACUCAAAUCCCGUUCCCGGAAAAGAUUUCACUGCCAAUUAUUCAACCUGUUCUUGCUCCUGAUGCUUUGAACAAGAACAUUUCUAGAGAACUAAAUAAAGUAGGAUCUGGUACAAAUGUGUCCCCAACGUCAGUGAUCGAUUAUGAUAGGAUUAUAAGUGUAUGUGAGAAUGAGAGAGAUGUCGAAUUGGAUUCGGAAGUUACCAUAUCGCCAACUUCGGUUGUUGUGUGUAAAGAAAGAGUUAAAAGUGUUGAGGACUGUAUAGGGAUGGGUGAAGUGUGCAGCUCAGGGACAUUAGAGGAUUUAAAUUGCCGUGGUGAAUCAGGGGAUUGGUCAGGUUUGAUAAAUAGCUCAGCGGAGCUGGCUUCUUCCUCAAUCAGCCAUGAGCAUUCGCGUGAUUUGGUAGGCAGAGGUGGAAGUUCUUGCCCAUCAGAAUAUUGUGAGAGUUUUGAGAAAUUGCGAGAACUCUCUGUAGUUUCAGAGGCCUCCAUGGCCUCGGGUCCUUCCCAAGUUAAUCUUGAUCAGGAUGAUUUGAAUGGCGGCGAUUGGAGUUCAACAAAGUCAGUUUUGAGCAUGGAAUAUUUGUCUUCCUCAGUUUCCUCGUUUAGAACGGGAGAGUGCAAAAGUAUGCCUCAUGAUGUUAAGAGACCGGCUGUGACUUUUCGUGACGUUGACUCGUUUGAUGAUGCUCAUGAGAAAUUUAAUGAUCGUGAGACUCAAAGACCAAGACUGAAGAAGGAAGUUAUGCCUAGAUCCAAGAAGAGUGGUUGCUAUCGUUGUCUUAAGGGAAAUCGAUUCACCGAAAAGGAGUCUUGUAUUGUUUGCAAUGCAAAGUAUUGUAGCAAUUGUCUCCUCAAGGCUAUGGGUUCGAUGCCAGAAGGAAGAAAGUGCAUUACAUGUAUUGGAUAUUGCAUUGAUGAGUCCAAGCGAGAUAGCUUGGGAAAAUGCUCCAAGAUACUCAAGAGACUGUUAAAUGAGUUAGAGAUUCGACAAAUAAUGAAGGCUGAGAAGCUUUGUGAUAUCAAUCAGCUGCCACCUGAGUACAUUUGUGUAAACGGAAAGCCUUUAUGUAUUGAAGAGCUGCUGUUGUUACAAACGUGUUUGAACCCACCUAAGAACAUCAAACCUGGAAACUAUUGGUAUGAUAAAGUAUCGGGUCUUUGGGGAAAGGAAGGAGAAAAGCCUUCACAGAUUAUUAGUCCUCAUAUGAAUGUUGGGGAUCCCAUCAAACCAGAUGCCAGUAAUGGAAACACCCAAGUUUUUAUGAAUGGCCGAGAGAUAACGAAAGCGGAGCUGCGGAUGUUGCAGUUGGCGGGAGUCCAAUGUGCUGGUAAUCCGCACUUUUGGGUGAAUGAUGAUGGUUCAUAUCAAGAGGAGGGACAAAAGAAUACAAAAGGCUACAUCUGGGGCAAAGCGGGGAUGAAACUGGUCUGUGCUUUCUUGUCACUACCCGUCCCUUCAAAAUCUAAGAAUACAUCCUCAGAAGUGAGAUAUGUUUCCGAAAGACCAAUUUCAGAUUACUUGGAGAGGACACUUCAGAAACUUCUUUUGGUAGGACAUAAUGAUGCAGGGACAAGUACAUUGUUUAAGCAGGCCAAAAUUCUUUAUAAAGACACACCUUUUUCGGAAGAUGAGAGAGAGAAAAUUAAGUUGAUGAUUCAAGGCAACGUGUAUUGUUACCUUGGAAUACUUCUGGAGGGCCGGGAGCGUUUUGCGGAAGAGAUAUCAAUGAAUCUAAUGGAGAAGCCUUCUGGUCCAUAUUUCGAACAAGACAAGAGUGUUGAAGGUAAUGAUCAGAUGAAAACCUAUUCUAUCUGCCCAAGGCUUAAAGAAUUUUCUGAUUGGCUUCUCAAGACAAUGGCUUCUGGUAAUCUGGAAGCAGUUUUCCCAGCUGCAACUCGUGAAUAUGCACCGUUGGUCGAGGAACUAUGGAACACUGCAGCCAUUCAAGCCACUUAUGAUCGAAGAAGUGAACUUGAAAUGCUACCUAACGUUGCUAGUUAUUUUUUGGAGCGGGUUGUUGAUAUACUUCAACCAAAUUAUGAGCCGUCAAAUUUGGAUAUUUUAUAUGCUGAAGGAGUGAUUUCAUCGAAUGGCCUCGCUUGUGUAGAAUUCUCAUUUCCUCAAUCAGUUGAUGAUGACAUUGAUGCUACUGACCAACAUGGUUCUUUGCCUAGGUACCAACUUAUCAGAUUACAAGCAAGACGAGUUGCAGAAAAUUGCAAAUGGCUAGAGAUGUUGGAAGAUGUUAGGCUUGUGAUAUUUUGUGUAUCACUUACUGACUAUGACCAAAUCUCAUAUGAUGAUGUCGAAGCACCAAUGAACAAGAUGUUACUUGGCAAAAAGCUCUUCGAAAGUAUUGUUACUCAUCCAACCUUUGAGCAAAUGGACUUCCUUUUGAUUUUAAACAAAUUUGAUCUCUUUGACGAAAAAAUCGAAAAAAUUCCCCUUUCCGAAUGUGAAUGGUUUGAGGAUUUCCAACCCGUUAUUAGCCAAAAUAGCAAGAACAGCAAUAGCCGGACCAGGAGUAUCAACCAUAAUCCUUCUCUUGGCCAGUUGGGUUUCCACUAUAUUGCUGUUAAGUUCAAGAAGCUUUACUUCGAUCUAACUGGUCGGAAGUUGUUCGUGUCAUCCGUAAAGGGCCUGGAACCCGACAGUGUCGAUGCUGCGUUGAAGUAUGCACGAGAAAUUGUAAAGUGGGAAGAUGAAAGGAUUAAUUUUAGCUUGAGUGAAUUUGGGAUUUACAGUACAGAAGCUAGCUUUUCAUCUCCUUAAAUGGUAGUUUGAUAUGAAUUGUAAAGCAACUUUAUAUUCUUAUUUCCAUUUGAUAGUUGAUUAGCUAAUGUAGAUAUGGGGCUUGAAGAUUACCUAGUAAAAGAAUUCAAUAGGCUUAUGAAUAGACAAUGUCAACAUAUAUUACUAAUUGGUGUAUAAUUGUGUUUCAUUUAACAAUAUUCAAACUUUUUCUACAUAAUUGUGUUCUUAUGUAUCUAAUAGAAAGUGAAUUAUCACAAUGUUCGCCAUAUCAUUUUCUGCAACUUGAAUUAACAGUUAGUUGUUAUAACGU